This is a messenger RNA of Emys orbicularis (European pond turtle), 5127 nucleotides long. RefSeq names its product RNA polymerase I subunit A (gene POLR1A). Gene Ontology annotation, biological process: DNA-templated transcription. NCBI's taxonomy places the organism in Eukaryota, Metazoa, Chordata, Testudines, Emydidae. Bases 1 to 5127 code for a protein of 1708 amino acids. The transcript is spliced from 34 exons. The record is from RefSeq and is a predicted model, not a curated record. Gene Ontology annotation, cellular component: RNA polymerase I complex. Gene Ontology annotation, molecular function: DNA binding.
AUGGGGCCGCCCAGAGAGGUGCCGUGGCGGCGGCUGACCGGUAUUGCCUUCGGGAUGUACACGGCCGAGGAGAUCAGGAAACUAAGUGUAAAAGCCAUAACCAACCCUCGUUACCUAGAUAACGUGGGCAACCCAGCAGUAAAUGGACUGUAUGAUUUGUCUUUGGGACCACCUGAUGCCAAAGAAGUGUGUACUACUUGUAUGCAGGACUUCAACAACUGCCCAGGACACCUAGGCCACAUAGAUCUGCCACUGACUGUUUACAAUCCUCUAUUUUUUGAUAAAUUAUACCUUCUGAUCCGAGGUUCUUGUUUAAACUGUCACUUGCUGACCUGUCCUCGAGCUGUGGUUCACCUAUUGCUUAGCCAGCUGAAGGUCUUGGAGAAGGGGUUGCUUCAUGCGGUCUGUGAUCUUGAGGCCAUCCUGAAUAGGUUUUUGGAUGAAAACACAGAUGCAUCUGGUUUAGACAUUGAAGAAGAGUUAAAUCGUCAUGUGAAUGAAAUACUACAAAAUAAUCAGCUAGGAGAUGAGUGCUCACAUGUAAAAAAUGUGUGUGAGUGUAGGAGUAAACUGAUUGCACAGUUUUGGAAACUGCAUAUGACUUCAAAGAGAUGCCCAAACUGCAAAUCUAGAAGAUCACUGGUACGGAAAGAGCACAAUAGCAAAUUGACAGUAACCUACCCCACUGUGGUACAGCAGAAGUCUGGCAAAGAGGCCAUCUUGGAGGAACCAGCAAUUAUAGAUGAGACUCAGUUGGGGAAAAGAGGGUACUUGACACCCAUCACUGCCAAAGACCAUAUUGUGGCUCUGUGGAAGAAUGAAGGUUUCUUUUUAAAUCACCUCUUCUCUGGUCUGGAGGUUGGUGAGAAUUCAGGAUUCAGCCCUGAUAUGUUCUUUCUAGAUCUCCUUGUGGUUCCACCUUCAAGGUAUCGUCCUGUGAAUCGUCUUGGAGACCAGAUGUUUACAAAUGGUCAAACUGUGAACUUGCAGGCGGUCAUGAAAGAUGUCCAAUUAAUAAGGAAGCUUCUGGCUUUCAUGGCUCAAGAACAAAGUCAACCAAUAAAGCUUGUAGAGAAUGAAAUCCAGAAGGUGACAGAUGAGCCGUUGGAAUCACUGGAUCGUUCAGUCCUGGCUAUGAUCUCCGGACAGAGCACUGCAGAUAAACUGUACAACAUUUGGAUUCGUCUUCAGAGCCAUGUCAAUAUUGUGUUCGACAGUGACAUGGACAAAUUAAUGACAGAAAAAUACCCUGGUAUCCGUCAGAUACUGGAGAAAAAGGAAGGACUGUUCCGCAAGCACAUGAUGGGAAAACGUGUGGAUUACGCUGCUCGGUCAGUCAUUUGCCCUGACAUGUACAUUGCUACCAAUGAGAUUGGUAUUCCUAUGGUAUUUGCUACCAAACUGACUUACCCUCAGCCAGUAACUCCGUGGAAUGUCAAAGAACUGAGGCAGGCUGUCAUAAAUGGUCCAAAUGUUCACCCUGGUGCCUCCAUGGUCGUUAAUGAAGACGGGUCACGUACGGUGUUGAGUGCAACCAGCCAGACCCAGAGGGAAGCCAUAGCUAAGCAGCUCCUCACUCCUUCCACUGGAGCCCCAAAACCAGGAAUGAAAAUUGUAUGUCGCCAUCUUAAAAAUGGAGAUGUCCUCUUACUGAACCGUCAGCCCACCCUUCACAGACCGUCCAUCCAAGCCCACCGGGCCAGAAUCCUGCCAGGAGAAAAGGUGCUGAGGCUUCACUAUGCCAACUGCAAAGCCUACAAUGCUGAUUUUGAUGGUGAUGAAAUGAACGCUCAUUUUCCUCAGAGCGAGCUGGGCCGGGCAGAAGCCUACGUGUUAGCCUGCACUGAUGAACAGUAUCUCGUUCCUAAGGAUGGCAAGCCACUAGCUGGUUUGAUUCAGGAUCAUAUGAUCUCUGGUGCCAGCAUGACGAUCCGGGGCUGCUUUUUCACAAGAGAACAGUACAUGGAGCUGAUAUAUAGAGGACUGACAGACAAAAAGGGAAGAGUGAAAAUCCUUCCACCUGCCAUUAUGAAACCACAACGGUUAUGGACAGGAAAACAGAUUGUUUCUACUUUGCUAAUAAACGUAAUCCCUGAAAAUCAAAUCCCACUGAAUUUGUCUGGGAAAGCUAAGAUUGGUGGAAAAGCCUGGGUAAAAGGGCCCCAAAACAGAAUUCCUGGAUCUAACCUUGAUUCAAUGUGUGAAUCCCAGGUUAUCAUUAGAGAUGGGGAGUUACUUUGCGGGGUCUUGGACAAAGCUCACUAUGGCAGCUCUGCCUAUGGCCUAGUCCACUGUUGCCAUGAAGUCUAUGGUGGUGAAACCAGCGGCAAGGUGCUUACAUGUCUAGCUCGCCUCUUUACUGCCUAUUUGCAGCUGUACAGGGGAUUUACAAUGGGAGUUGAAGAUAUUUUGGUCAAACCCCAAGCAGACCACAGAAGACACCGAAUCAUUGAAGUGUCCACCCAUUGUGGUACCAGGGCUGUUAGAGCUGCAUUUAACUUGCCAGAAACUGCAUCAUGUGAAGAGAUCCAAGGGAAAUGGCAGGAUGCCCAUCUCCACAAAGACCAGAGGGAUUUUAAUAUGGUUGAUCUGAAAUUCAAGGAGGAAGUAAACAAUUACAGCAACGAGGUUAACAAGGCAUGCAUGCCCCUUGGUCUCCACAGGAGCUUCCCAGAGAACAACUUGCAGUUAAUGGUGCAGUCAGGAGCCAAAGGAUCCACUGUAAAUACAAUGCAGAUUUCGUGCUUGCUGGGUCAGAUUGAGUUGGAAGGUCGAAGGCCCCCUCUGAUGGCAUCUGGUAAAUCAUUGCCUUGUUUCCAGCCUUAUGAUUUUUCCCCUAGAUCAGGGGGAUUUGUGACUGGCAGAUUUCUCACAGGCAUCAAACCUGCUGAAUUCUUCUUUCACUGCAUGGCUGGCAGGGAAGGUCUGGUGGAUACAGCCGUCAAAACCAGCCGAUCUGGAUACCUUCAAAGGUGUAUCAUAAAGCACUUGGAAGGGCUGGUAGUUCAGUAUGACCUGAGUGUGAGGGACAGCGAUGGCAGUGUGGUGCAGUUCCUUUACGGUGAAGACGGGCUAGAUAUCCCCAGGACCCAGUUCCUGCAACCCAAGCAGUUUCCUUUCAUUGCAGAGAACUAUGAGGUGAUACAGAAGUCUAAACACAUAGAUGAAGUUUUAUCCAAGAUCGAUCCUCAGCAAGCAAAUCAACACUUCAGAGCUAUCAAAAAGUGGCAAACCAAGCAUCAAGUUUCUUUGCCAAGAGAAGGAGCGUUUCUGCUGUAUUCUCAGAAAAAAAUGGCAAGAGUGAGGGAACAGACCCUAGGAGGGGAGAUCAUAAAUGGCAGAGACCCUGCAACCCUACAGUUACUGAAGAUGUGGUAUGAACUGGACGAGAAGAGCCAGAGAAAAUAUCUAAAGAGGACAUCUAAGUGUCCUGACCCAAGCCUGGCCGUCUGGCGACCAGAUAUUUAUUUUGCAUCUGUUUCAGAAGCAUUUGAAAGUGAAGUAGAGAAUUACAUCAGUGAAUGGAAUGCUCAGAACAACAGCAACUAUGUAAAAUCAGAGCUUUCUUGUGAUAGAUUAAACAGCUUGUUGCAUUUGAAGUGGCAAAGGUCCCUGUGUGACCCAGGAGAGGCUGUGGGUCUCCUUGCUGCUCAAAGCAUUGGGGAGCCUUCCACGCAGAUGACUCUGAACACCUUUCAUUUUGCUGGCAGAGGUGAAAUGAAUGUCACAUUGGGUAUUCCAAGGUUGCGGGAGAUCCUGAUGGUAGCUAGUGCUAACAUUAAAACUCCAAUGAUGAGCGUUCCUGUGCUUAAUACCAAGAAAGCUCACAAGAAGGUGAAAAGGCUUAAGAAACAGUUUACAAGAGUGUGCUUAGCGGAGGUCUUGCAAAAAGUUGAAGUUGAGGAGUCUCUGUGCAUAGAAGGGAAACUAAGCAAACACCGUCUCUACCAAAUCAAAUUUUAUUUCCUGCCAUAUGAAUACUAUCGGGAGGAGAAGUGUCUGAAGCCGAGGGACAUCUUAUACUUCAUGGAAACACGAUUCUUUAAAAUCUUGCUGGAAACGAUUAAAAGGAAGAGUGCAAAGCUGGCAUCUUUCAAUGUGGUCAAUACUCGUAAGGCAACUCGGAGGGAUCUAGAUGGCAGUGGCGGAGAAUCCCAAGAAAACCAGACACAGGAUGAUCAUGAAGCUGACGAGGAGGAAGCAGGGAGGCUCAUUGAUGGUGAAGCAGAUGAAGGAGACGCUGAUGCUACAGAUACAAAACGAAGAGAGAAGCAGGAAGAAGAGGUUGAUUAUGAGAGCGAGGAAGAGGACAGUGAGGAAAAUGGUGACGAAAAUCCAGAAGAGGAAGAAGGCAUGCUGCAUGACGAUAAAAGGGCUGAGGAUGCUGAAGAAGGGGUUCAGAAUGAAUAUAAUUAUCAGACUAAAAAAGAAAAAGGACCCAAACUAGAGCAUUCAACACAGCUAAGAGUUAGUGCUGUGAUGAGCAGUCAUCCGUCUAUAGUCAACUACACAUAUGAUACGGAAAAUGAGCUCUGGUGUGAGGUUUCACUGAAGCUUCCUCUGAUGAAGGCAUACUUUGACCUCUCCUCCAUCCUAACGUCCCUCAUGCAGAACACAAUUGUCCAUGAGACAAAGGGGAUCACGCGGUGCUUCUUAAAUGAAAGCACCAAUAAGAAAGGGGAGAAAGAAUUUGUUUUAAACACCGAGGGAAUAAACCUCCCAGAGCUAUUCAGAUAUGCUGAUCUUUUGGACCUAAGCCGGCUUUAUUCCAAUGACAUUCAUGCAAUGGCUAAGACUUAUGGAAUCGAGGCUGCCCUGAGGGUGAUUGAAAAGGAAAUUAAAGAUGUGUUUGCUGUGUAUGGUAUUGUGGUAGAUCCUCGGCACCUUUCUCUUGUGGCAGAUUACAUGUGUUUUGAAGGUGUUUACAAACCACUGAAUCGUUUUGGAAUGCAGUCCAACUCCUCCCCUCUGCAACAGAUGACGUUUGAAACCAGCUACAAAUUUUUGAAGGAAGCGACAAUGAUGGGUGCCCAUGAUGAGCUGAGAUCUCCUUCUGCAUGCCUGGUGGUAGGAAAAGUUGUCAAAGGAGGGACUGGUUUGUUUGACCUCAAGCAACCCCUUACAUAG